AUGAAUCAAGACUCCUCGCUGGCAGCAUGGUCUGACCAUAUGCCCGACGAAUCUAUUCUCUCCGCACCCAGCGAGGACUUCACUAAUCUACUGGACUUUACUUUUGACUUGACUGACCUGGAAAAUGCCGCCGACCAGAAUGGCCAGGCUAUCACGACUGCUGCAUCGCAGGCCUCCGUCUCGAUGGUGCGAGACACUCAACUGAUAGCAAUGGAGGGCAUUCAGACUUCGCAGCCUCAACAGUACCCACCCUCAUCGUUUGUGGAACAAAUGCCGCCCAUUGGCCUGCCGGCUGCAAGCUCUAUGCAACAGGUGAACCCAUCGCAUUUCUACAUACAGAAACAGCGGCAACAGACUCAAGAUGGCAUUGUACCUCAAGUAUAUAACCAGUUUGUCCCACCUACACCAAACAGCACUGAGUUACACGGCGGUAUUGCACGACAUCCUCCUCCAUUAGACACAGGAAUCCAACGACGAUAUGAACCCUACACCAGAGCAACCGAGGACCAGAGCGCUUUUACCCCAUUGAUCUCUCCUGCCAUGACGCCCCUGGAACAACAACUCCGAUUUCCAGAGUACGCCACCCCAGGAGAAUAUCUCACUCCGUUGACUUCCCCUGCUCUGGAGGCUCACCAUCCGCAUGGGAAUGGAUUCAUGUUCAAUCCAGCUGCGAGUAUGGAGAUGGGCUUUAUGGUAUCGCAGCCAGAAAUGAAGCCACCUUUGCCAGCAAGCACCGCACCUUCUUCGCCAGCUAUUAUUAGAAGGCAUAGGCGUAAAUCAUCGCUUGUAUCGAAGCCGAAUUCCCGACUACUUCGCCAGUCCCCUUCUAUGAGGCCUAUGAGUAGCCGCCAAAGGUCCCAUCCAGGAUCAGCUAUUCUUUCUGGAAAUGACUCCCGCAUUUGGAAUAAAGAUAGCUCCCAGGAUCCAUCUUUGGCCUCAAAAAGAGUUGGCUCCCAUCAUGGCAGUAGUAAUGAGAGCUCAGGCCAGGAUUCUGUAUCCCCGGAGCCAUUAGCGGAGCCUUUGAUGCCCCCACCCGCAAUUCCACGCGCUUUCAAGUCUCCUUUUAUAACAGCACGUGACCCGAGUAUGGAGCAAAAGUCCAUGGAAGCUGCUACUCCAGCGACAUUAAUGAACCUACCAAAGCAGGCAAGCCCCAUCGACCCCAGCGUACAAUUUUCUCGUACCGGCUCUGUAAUAGUGUGCAAUGUUCCAGAGGAGGCAAUGGAGGAUAUUACUCUCCCUGAACCCGCAACGAAUGUUGAUCCAGCUGCUACUGUAACGAGUAGUACGCUGACCGGAAUAAAUCAGCCGACUCCGAAAUUGACAUCGAAACGAACGCCGGUCCUUAGGUCCUUGAACGAUAUCAGCGGUCCGGGAACCGCCUCAGUGACUCCAAGUCCACAAAUAGGCGCCAUGAAAUCUCCAAUGGGGCCUGUUGGGCUGAAACGAACGGAUACAAGACCUGGAGGAAGGACGUCCAAGAAGCGACAGAGUGCUAGCACGUCGCAAAUCAGCCCUGCAUUGAGACCAAAGAUCAGCCCUAGUAUUCAACCCCUUAUUCGGGGAGAAGGCCUAUCCUCAGAGACAUCUGCCCUUUAUCUUGCAUCGAAAUCCAAUUAUCAGCACAUUCUCGAAGGGACUCUUCUUCCUGGCGUUAUCUACCCAGAGGCCCUAGCUGAAAAUUUGAGCUCGAAGCGCACAAAUCACAAACUUGCCGAACAAGGACGGCGUAAUCGUAUUAACACAGCACUUAAGGAAAUAGAAAGUCUAUUACCUCCUUAUUUGGCAUAUGAUAAGAGUAAAGAUAAAGACAAAGACAAGAAUGCUGAAGGCGGAGCAGGGUCAUCCAAACCGGACAAGCCGGCUUCGCACCAGCCCAUCAGUAAAGCUAGUACUGUGGAACUCGCCAUCGUUUACAUCAAGACUUUAGAAAAGGAGCUCUCAGAGACAAAGAAGAAAUUAGAAGAGGCAGAAAAAAAGUUACAAGGUGCCACCAGCAAAAGUACAGCGUGUACGGCGGGCGCUAAUGACGGCAGCGAUCAAGCUAAAACUGAGGCCUCUCCUAGGUCUACAACUACCGUUUCAACGACUCCUGACGUGGCACACGCCGAAAGCGGGGGGUCAGAGACCACGAGAUAA
Molecule: messenger RNA, 2139 nt
Organism: Ophidiomyces ophidiicola
Lineage: Eukaryota; Fungi; Ascomycota; Eurotiomycetes; Onygenales; Onygenaceae
Exons: 3
Coding region: 1-2139 (712 amino acids)
Molecular function (GO): protein dimerization activity
Source: RefSeq, a predicted model, not a curated record